UAAACUUUCCUAGCUAUAAAUCACCAUGCUAUUACAUUGUUAUUUGUUACCCUAAUCAAGCAUAAACAAGUCCAAAAUCUCUAAACAAACACAAUGAGCCCUUCCUCUUCCCUUUUGUUCACUUUCACAAUCCUCUUUUGCUCUCUCCAUUCCUUUGUUCGUGCUAACCGUCUCAUCCAACAAACAUGCAAGAAUUGCUCAAAAACCGACCCCAACAUAAGCUACAAAUUUUGCGUAACAUCUUUCCAAUCGGAUCAUAGGAGCCACUACGCCAAAACCCUCCAAGAACUAGGCCUAAUCUCCAUCAAGAUCAUUAGGCACAACGUGACCGAUACCAACAACCACAUCAACGAGCUUUUGAAGAAAGAGAAGAGCUUAGACCCGUUUAUCAAAGAGUGCUUAGAUGAUUGCCUUGAAGUCUAUUCCGACACCGUUUCAACGUUUAGAGAAGCCAUUAGAGACUACAAAGCAAAACGUUACGCUGAUUGCAAUGUCAAAUUGAGCUCGAUCAUUGAUGCCUCCACCACAUGUGAAGAUGGAUUCAAGCAAAAGAAUGAUUCCAUUUCGCCACUAACGAAGAGAAACAAGGACACGUUUCAGCUUUCCGCUAUAGCACUUUCGAUUGUUAACAUGCUCAUCAGUGCGGAUAAAUUAGAGGGUGCAUUUUGAUUAUUUUGUAAUGGUUUGGGCAAUUAAUUAUUAAUAAUUGUAUUAUUUACAUAUACUAUAUUUUAUAAACUGUUUUGCUAUGUGCUUGUCUUAAUUGGACCCUCUCAAAUUGUAUAUGAUGCUCUUGUGUUUGCUUCUCAUGAAAGACAAACUAAUGUAUAAAGAAUAAUGAUUAUUAGAGAUCGUGAUUAAUAGUGAUUAGGCGGUAAC
This is a messenger RNA of Cajanus cajan (pigeon pea), 879 nucleotides long. RefSeq names its product putative invertase inhibitor. Gene Ontology annotation, molecular function: enzyme inhibitor activity. Lineage: Eukaryota; Viridiplantae; Streptophyta; Magnoliopsida; Fabales; Fabaceae. The record is from RefSeq and is a predicted model, not a curated record.